UUGUAGGCGUGGUGACUGAGUUAACGUUUGAUCUUCGUGUUUGACAAAUUUAAUGUAUUUUAACCGAUAUUAUUUCAUUAUUUACAUUUAAACAACUUUUGAAAUCGUUUUAACGACAAGUGGUUUGUGCUUCAAGUGAUUGGCGCUAACGUCUGAAUUCACUGAAAAGCGUGCUGCUGCAUCCACUCCGCUGACUUCCUCCUGUCGAUCACUGAUUGACGUCACGCAGCGGAAGCGUUCACGCUUAUUUUCAUGAUAAUAUGGCAGCCCCAUCGGGUGGAGGCGAUACUGGCAAUGCCAAUGACCAGAUACUUGCCUUGGGUUCUGCACUUCUCAAUAACUUCAUCUAUGAACGGGUUCGUCGCCAUGGUGAUGCUGAAGUAACCCAGGGUCAGUUGGGUGGAGUUGAGCUGUGUGACCCCAGCCAUAAACGUCUUGCGCAGUGUUUGCAGCAGAUCGGAGAUGAGCUGGAUGGAAAUACGCAGCUCCAAAGGAUGUUAAAUGACUCUGCUCUUCAACCGACUCAAGACGUCUUCAUGAAAGUGGCCCGUGAGAUCUUCUCUGAUGGGAAGUUCAACUGGGGCAGGGUGGUGGCGCUUUUCUACUUUGCGUGCCGGCUUGUCAUCAAAGCUAUUUUAACCAAGGUUCCUGACAUCAUCAGAACCAUCAUUAGCUGGACUAUGUCCUACAUUCAGGAACAUGUUGUCAACUGGAUCAGGGAACAGGGUGGAUGGGAGGGAAUCCGCUCCUAUUUUGGGACCCCCACAUGGCAAACUAUCGGGGUUUUCCUGGCCGGAGUUCUCACCACAGUAGUGGUGAUCCGCAAGAUGUGAGCACGAGGACUUAUAAGAAGGUGGAGAUUGAGAGAAGAGGGAAUUAAGACAGUGAACAGAGGGUGAGACAGACCAGCAAGCUUGGGGGGGGAUAUAUACGGAGAAAGAGAAAUAAGAGAGUUGAAAAUGACAUCAAAUCACUGAAAGAAAGAAAGAGAGAGAGAAGAGGAGGAAAGAAAGAGCAUGAUGCAGAUGUCUUGAGCCACUCUUUUUACUCCUGAGCCUGUACCCUUUCUCAUCUACAACUUAUAACAUUUGCACUGUAAAACGAGAGAUUAAUGCACAAGAGUUCAAGUUUAGGCCUAAUUUUAGCUAUUUAUUUUUAGUAUGGGGUUAUGGAUAUCUUGGUUAUAUAAAAUACUUUAUUGGCGAGAGAUUAAUGCACAAGAGUUCAGGUUUAGGCUUAAUUUUAGCUAUUUAUUUUUAGGAUGCGGUUAUGGAUAUCUUGGUUAUAUAAAAUACUUUAUUGGUAUUUGAUUUAAUUUAUUAACAUUGUUCUGAUUCAUUUAGGAGUCAUAUUUUUUUUUUUUUUUUUUUUUCUUCAAAGUGAGUAAUAACAGUCACAGUUGCGUUUAAUGAAAAAAAAAUAUAAUAGCUCAUAAGUGUUGAAUUAUUGUAAUAUUUGUCUCUCUUUUUGAGCAUACCAUCUGUCAUCUGAAAGAGUAGGAAUGGGCUCAGGCUGUUUUUCUGCUAUUUGAAUUUCUCCUCUUCCUCAUUCCUCCUCUUCUUUCUUAGUUCGCCAGUUCAUCGCAGCAGGGGCUAAGAAACAACAACGAAGUUGAUUAUACUUGAAGGUACAUUUUUAGCCGUUUAUGAAGUGUUUGCAGCAGCGUUUGAGCAUUGCAGCCAACCAAUCAGCACUCUGGUUGCAGUAUGUGGGCGUGUCUUAGUUUGCGUGAGCGUCGAGCCCCUCCUACAACAGGGAUGGACAAUACUAGUGAUUCUUAAAUGCAUUAUACUUCUCUGAGCCAUGAAGACAGCGUUUUUUACAGAACCAAAUAUUUUCCUUUUCGAAUAGUGGAGGGUCCUGCUUGACUAUCAAAACACUUAGAAAAGCAGUUAGUUUCGCUUGCGCUGGUGCAAACAUUCGGUGUUUAAAUGAUAGCGCAUGGGCAGACUCGUCACAGAUCAGUUGAGACUUCCCCUCAGCAAAGUCUUCUUAGUACUGUAUUUUAACCAUGGUUAGUCAGACCCACAGUCCUACCUUUACAUGCAAUCGUUCUUUUUAUGUACUUGUUUCUUUCUCUUUUGGUUGUUUGGAUACAGUUUCUUUUAUUUUUGAUUCUUUCGUUGACAGUGCCUUGGCCUUUUUAUGAUACUAGCCACCCCUUUUUUCAGCUUUUUCUACAUCUUUGUAAAAUGGUAUCAAUUGUGCACCCUAAGGCAGUCUACAUGCUGUGAGCCCAUGAGUUUGUUUUGUAAGAUGUAAAAUGAAAAAAUAAAUUGUUUUUAUGGAUUUCAAUUUAAA
Molecule: messenger RNA, 2301 nt
Organism: Pimephales promelas (fathead minnow)
Lineage: Eukaryota; Metazoa; Chordata; Actinopteri; Cypriniformes; Leuciscidae
Gene: baxa
Product: BCL2 associated X, apoptosis regulator a
Biological process (GO): regulation of apoptotic process; extrinsic apoptotic signaling pathway in absence of ligand; release of cytochrome c from mitochondria
Cellular component (GO): mitochondrial outer membrane
Molecular function (GO): channel activity; BH domain binding
Source: RefSeq, a predicted model, not a curated record